Messenger RNA from Dunckerocampus dactyliophorus (ringed pipefish), 1650 nucleotides. RefSeq names its product DnaJ heat shock protein family (Hsp40) member B6b (gene dnajb6b). Gene Ontology annotation, molecular function: Hsp70 protein binding; ATPase activator activity. The transcript has 10 exons. NCBI's taxonomy places the organism in Eukaryota, Metazoa, Chordata, Actinopteri, Syngnathiformes, Syngnathidae. Bases 257 to 1192 code for a protein of 311 amino acids. Gene Ontology annotation, biological process: positive regulation of proteasomal ubiquitin-dependent protein catabolic process; protein refolding. Gene Ontology annotation, cellular component: cytosol; endoplasmic reticulum membrane. The record is from RefSeq and is a predicted model, not a curated record.
ACGAUAGAGGGGCCAUCUUAUUUUUGCGUCAGUUUGAUCGCCGACAGUCCCUGAACGCAGCAGCAGCAGCGGCUCGUGGAGUUGACUAUAGACUAGAGUAGUAGUUAGCAAUGUCUACUUCUAGUUAGUGUACUACUACUGGAGCACUACUAACAACUAGCUGCUCAUCAACGGCUGCUUGGGACCAAAAGGAGAACAUUUCUCGGCUAGCUCUAAGAAGACCCCUCUCCUCAUAGCACCCCUCAGCCAGUGAGUCAUGGUGGACUACUACCACGUCUUAGGAGUACACAAAAAUGCAACACCAGCUGACAUCAAGAAAGCCUACAGAAAGCUGGCACUAAAGUGGCAUCCAGACAAGAACCCAGAAAACAAAGAGGAAGCAGAGAAAAGGUUCAAAGAGCUGUCCGAGGCUUACGAAGUGCUCUCAGAUGAAAGCAAGAGGAACAUAUACGAUCGAUAUGGAAAACAAGGUCUGACUGCAGGAGGAGGAGGAGGAGGAGGACAACACAAUCACUUUGGCAGCUCCAGCUUCACAUUCCGAAAUCCAGAGGACGUAUUCAGGGAAUUCUUUGGUGGGAGAGAUCCCUUUGCUGAUUUCUUUGCCAGUGACCCCCUCGGCGACUUCAUCGGGCAUGGCCGCCACAGGGGGGCGAGCAGAAGCCGGAUGGGAGGCAGGUUCUUUGAUUUCGGGAGCUUCCCUUUCGAAUCAGCUUUUAACUCUUCCGGCGACAUGGGUGGCGGCGGCUUCACGUCCUUCACCUCCACCUUUGGCGGCGGCGGCGGCGGAAUGUCCAACUUUAAGUCAGUGUCCACCUCCACCAAGUUUGUCAACGGCAGAAAGAUCACCACCAAACGGACGGUGGAGAACGGUCAGGAGCGCGUGGAAGUGGAGGAGGACGGCCAGCUGAAGUCGCUAACGGUUAACGACGUCAGCGUUGACGACGAAGAGCGACGUCGGCGCCGACACAAUCUACUUCCUGGUGUGAGCGGGCACCAGCGAUGCCUGAGGAACUCCGCCCACAACCCUCCGGAUGAGGAAGAGGAGGCAGAGGAAGAGUAUGGCCUAACGAGAGGAGGUUACAUGGACACCAAGAGGAAGAAGGGUUACUUCAAGGAGGCGGAGUCUAAAAGGAGAAGAGCCCCCCCUCGAUUCUUCUACCCCACAUUUGGAGGACUUGCUUCUUUUUUUUAAUAAUCCAGCGUUGUCAGCGUUGGUGGCUUUAUGUGAUUUCUUUUUGGAAACAUUCUGUGCUAAAUGUAACGUGGACACACAGUGGACAUGUCCAGUCAUUUAUUUGGUAUUUUAUUUAGUGGCUUUAGCGGGAAGGACAAUGAAGAAAGGACGUACCCUCAAACUAAUGUUUUUUUUCAUGAAAUAAAUGCUGUGAUUAUUCUUCACAGGGGAAUAUUAUUGCCUUCUACAAACAGUGCUCGUGUGCACGUUUAGUUUUUGCGUCACCAACUACGCACGCACACGUGAACACGUGACGUAGUAUCAGGAUUGACCUGUGAGAGGCAGCAGUGUGUCACAGACUGCUAUGCUAGUUAACAUGUUAGCAUGUUAGCUUAUGUGCUAAGUCAAGCUAGGUGGGUGGUCUACUGUGGUAAAGCUUGUAGGACACUUGUAAUAAACGACGUUUAAUAAACACU